This is a messenger RNA of Marmota monax (woodchuck), 4919 nucleotides long. It is a transcript of the gene Znf436, whose product is annotated as zinc finger protein 436. Gene Ontology annotation, cellular component: nucleus. Gene Ontology annotation, biological process: central nervous system development; regulation of transcription by RNA polymerase II. NCBI's taxonomy places the organism in Eukaryota, Metazoa, Chordata, Mammalia, Rodentia, Sciuridae. The transcript has 3 exons. The record is from RefSeq and is a predicted model, not a curated record. The coding region runs from base 883 to 2295 and encodes 470 amino acids. Gene Ontology annotation, molecular function: DNA-binding transcription factor activity, RNA polymerase II-specific; RNA polymerase II cis-regulatory region sequence-specific DNA binding.
GUAGUGCGUAGGCGGGGCUCAAAGUUCCAGCGCGCCCUCCCCGAGGGAGUGGGCGGCUACUGCUUUUCACUCUGGCCGGUGCUGUCAAAUGAGGGAUAGAUAAUCCCAGCAGAACUGAGCCCAGGCCAGCACCUAAAUCAAGUCCGACUUUGCGGAUAAUGAGAUGUGACUCAAGAGAAGUUUCUAGGGACGUGAAGGAAAGCAAGGCAACAUCCCUGGUUUAACCGGGCUGUGGUCUCCAAAGAAGAAAGCGGGAGGUACUCCACCCUAGCUAGGAGGACACGCUUCCUUCUUCACCCUUUUGUUCUUUUCCCUCCUCGGCUCUUGGCCUCUGACUGGCCUUUGUACGCCGAAGUGGAACUACAAGUCCCGGCAGGCCACCGGGUAGGCGCAGGCGUGAUAGAAGUGCUCGGCCACGCUGCAGGAGGCGGGCCAAGUAUUAGGCAUCUGAUUGGUAGGGCAUAUUGCAAGCUUUGAUCACUGGUUGGCUGAGGCAGCUGCCGGAAAGGACCCAGCCUCGAGUUGGAAGAGCGGAGGCGUUCUGUGGGCUGGGCUGAGGAGCCUCCUCCCUGAGACAGCAUCGCCUAGACCCCCAACCAGGGAGUGACCACCCUGGGGCUGUCCUAGUCGGUUCUGGCAUUGCUUCUAUCCGGUGGUGGCGGAGACACAGAGGGCGGGUCAUGCCCUGGGAUCAGGGAGGAGAGUGACCGGCCCUGGUCCAGGGCCCUCCCCGCACGCCUCUUGGCCAGAACUAACUCCAGCCCUGGGGAGUGGGCAGGGCCUAUUUGCAGUGCCUCACGCCCUGCUUUUCGCCUCCUUCAGCGCUGUCUGCUAGCUGCUUUUCCUGCUGUCUCUCCCGGGAGGCCAACCCUUGUGCCCGAGAUGGCAGCCACCCUGCUCAUGGCAGGGUCCCAGGCACCUGUGACAUUUGAAGAUAUGGCCAUGUACCUCACCCGGGAAGAAUGGAGACCUCUGGAUCCUACACAAAGAGACCUUUACAGGGAUGUUAUGCAGGAGAAUUAUGGAAAUGUUGUCUCACUAGAUUUUGACAUCAGGAGCGAGAACGAAGUGAAUCCAAAGCAAGAGAUUAGCGAAGAUGUUGAAUUUGGGACCACAUCUGAAAGACCCGUUGGGAAUGCUGAGGAAAAUCCUGAAGGGGAAGAGGCCUUUGGAACCGGGGACAGGUCGGAAAGACAGUGGGGGGAUUUGACAGCUGAAGAGUGGGUAAGCUAUCCUCUCCAACAAGUCACCGACCUGCUCGUGCACAAAGAGGGCCACACGGGCAUCCGCUAUCACAUAUGUUCCCACUGUGGGAAGGCCUUCAGUCAGAUCUCGGACCUUAACCGCCACCAGAAGACCCACUCGGGAGACAGACCCUAUAAGUGCUACGAGUGUGGAAAGGGCUUCAGCCGGAGCUCCCACCUCAUUCAGCACCAGCGCACGCACACGGGGGAGCGGCCAUACGACUGCAGCGAGUGCGGCAAGAGCUUCGGGCGGAGCUCGCACCUCAUCCAGCAUCAGACCAUCCACACCGGCGAGAAGCCGCACAAGUGCAGCGAGUGCGGGAAGAGCUUCUGCCGCCUGUCCCACCUCAUCCAGCACCAGAGGACCCACAGCGGGGAGAAGCCCUACGAGUGCGAGGAGUGUGGCAAAAGCUUCAGCCGCAGCUCGCACCUGGCGCAGCACCAGCGGACGCACACGGGCGAGAAGCCCUACGAGUGUAACGAGUGCGGCCGGGGCUUCAGCGAGCGGUCGGAUCUCAUCAAACACUACCGCGUGCACACCGGGGAGAGGCCCUACAAGUGCGACGAGUGCGGCAAGAACUUCAGCCAGAACUCGGACCUGGUGCGGCACCGCAGGGCGCACACCGGCGAGAAGCCGUACCACUGCAACGAGUGCGGCGAGAACUUCAGCCGCAUCUCGCACCUGGUGCAGCACCAGCGCACCCACACCGGGGAGAAGCCCUACGAGUGCAAUGCCUGCGGGAAGAGCUUCAGCCGCAGCUCUCACCUCAUCACACACCAGAAGAUCCACACCGGGGAGAAGCCCUACGAGUGCAACGAGUGCUGGCGGAGCUUUGGCGAAAGGUCGGAUCUCAUCAAACACCAGAGAACGCACACGGGAGAGAAGCCCUACGAGUGCGUGCAGUGUGGCAAAGGGUUUACCCAGAGCUCCAACCUCAUCACGCAUCAGAGGGUCCACACCGGAGAGAAGCCUUAUGAAUGUACCGAGUGCGAGAAGAGUUUCAGCCGGAGUUCAGCCCUUAUUAAACACAAGAGGGUGCAUACUGACUAAGUCCUGUAAUUAUGACUGAGAAGCCAUUCGUUUGAAGGUACAGUUGACAUCUGUGAGCUCGCUUGAGGCCGAGCUGCUUUUACCCUGCUGACUUUCCUGGUUGUGGGCUCUAAUUAGAGCAUCCAAGAAGACCGUCACUAUGAAAUUCAGCCGCACAGCUCUGAAACUUUAUCCCUCCUCCAAAAGAGAGACUUCCGUUCACUCAAUUUUUAUUCACUCAAUGGAUUACUUCAUCAAAUUCAGUCCUGCAAGUAGCUGAAACUCUGAAGACCAGGGGCAAAUGCUGGUGAAUGCUCAGGCCUGGGGUUGGAGUAAAUCUUUAAAGGUUACUUCUACCAUCCAGGGCCCAAAAUCUCUGCUAGGGGAAAUGUGGACUGUAAUAGGGUGGUCAAGUUUGCUUUGAAAAAAGGCAACCAGACUUGGCCUGAAUUGCCACCCGUGUUCACACACCAGAGUAGAGGGCACACACAUCCUCCCCUCCAAAGGGCUUUCCCUUGAGUCGCUCUGCAUCUUUCCUUCUUCCUGAGAGCGGGAUUCUGCAUGAUGAAGGCAAUGAUCAAAUCUUUUCUCCUUCUCAUUGUUUCUAAUUAACUUGUUUGAAGCUUGUGUCUUUGUAGAUACAAGUGUGAAAGGAAAAAUGAGACAUGGGUUUGAGGACCAAGACCCAUCAUCAACGGUGGUGACUUUAGCAAGAGGUGCCCACUGUUGUAAUUGCUAUUAAUCAGGUUUAUGAAUUUUCUUUGGGAAUCAUUGUAUGGAAUAUUGUAGGGAAAAUAUCUUCAAGGAAAGAUAGGACCACAAGUGAUGGUGGAGUGAAAGGAUUAAGUGGAACCGAACCCCUACGGGAAGGAAGCACAGAGUCCCUUCCUAAGGAAUGUAGGUCAUUUCUGUAUUCUUCCCCUUCUAAUCUUUAAGAUCAAUUCUCCCUAAACUGCUAACUCUAGGGUUUGAUAGGGCCACAUCCUAGUGUUUAUCUUAGCUUGCUAAGGGCAUGUCUCUGUACAGUGAAAUGUGUACUCCUUUGGUUUUACUAGUAGUGGUAACUGAAUUUUCAAAGAAUUAGCAUGUUCUUGGGUGGUGUGGAUCAUGUAACAGAACUACAGACAUAACUCCAAUGUGAGAAAUGUCCUUUUUUUUUUUUAAUUUGUAUGGAAAAAAAUUUAAAUGCUAGUGCUCAUGUGUGCACCGUCCUGUAAGGUUUGUCUUUGUAUAGAACGCAGCACUUGUUUGUAUGUUUCCAUCAAUUGGAGAGAUAACGACUGGACAAUAAGUUUAUUGUCCUAUUCUCAGACUGCAUUAACUUCAAUGGCAAUGAAGACCUCUUUGGCCUAGUCAGAAGGAAUUAGUAAACCUACAUAGGAAUGUGUUUUUAUCCUCCCAACCUACAAAUAGAAAUGGUUAAAGCAAGAGUUGGCCCCAUUUAAGCCCAGUAGAAUCAGUUUUCCAUCUCUUAGCCCAAGUAGGAAUUAAGAAAUAACCUAAAUAUUGAUACUUCUGCAAGUCUGUGGGGGAUGGGAAGGAACCAGCGCCCAGGAGGUGGGGCUGGAAUAAGGAAUGUGUUUUCCUUUGAGAAGGCCCCAGUGUGUUUCUACCAUGCUUUCUUGUGAAUGUUGUAACAUUUGGAAAAAAAAAAUAUUUUUGCCAUAUCUCUUUAGGACUGGUAUGCACUAAGCAUGUACAAGGUCCUGGUUUCAAUCCCCAGCCAUUGGUCUCUCUGGGACAGAGACUGUACUAGUGAGUUACUGUGACCCACCACUGUGUGGGAUCACAUCAGUUGCAAAUGACACACAUCAAAAGUAAGAAAAUGAAAAAAACCACUCCAAGGGGGUUUCUUCAUAUUUAAAACGAACGUGGGGCAGGGAGCAUGUUAUUUUGUUCUAUACAAAAUCUAGAAGACUGUGAGAAUUCCUAUUUUAGUUGUCGGGUGACUUGUAUGUUCUUGGUAACUAAACUCAAGUAUGUCUUCUCCUGUAUCAAUGUUGCUGAUGGUUUUAAUGAUUUCAGCAUUCUGGUGCUGCGUUGAUCUACUACAAGUGUCACCCUGGGAGUGGGCAUAGAAGUCAGCACCUCUGUGACCUAACUGUAUCUCACACUCUUACUCUGCUCUUCUUACCUCACCCCGACCUGUUCCUGCUGCUGCCUUUGGCUUCUUAGAGGUGAAGGGCUCAAGAAAAGGCUUCUGGGUGCCCACCCAUCUCCAUACGUGUAUGCUCCAGUGGGGAAGUUAAAAGGGCUAGGGCCACACGGCCCUGUCUCCUCUUUCUGCCCGUUGUUACCCAUUUGCUGUGCUGAACUGGGUGCAGAAGUCCUGCAUCAGACCCUCUUGGCUAAUGGUUUUGCUUGGCUUCUGUUCUCAAGUCCCUGGCUGCUUCUGCACAUGAACACCCUGUGCCUGUUUUCCGUGGAUGUGGAGAGUGAAUGAACAGUAAAUCUGUAGAGCAUUUUCCCUUAUGGUAUUGGUCACAGUUAUCCUAGUGUCAAUUGACAUCUGUAUUAUUCUAACAAUACUCUAUAAUUAAAACUACAAUUUAAAAAUCAAAACAGCUGAGAAUUAUUUUAGUAAUUCACUCAUGCAUAUAAAGGCUUUUCAUCAGAUUCAUUAAAAUUGGGCACGACCAUCUUGA